AUGGUGCUCGACCCCCUCAGUGCUGUGAGUCUGGUGGUGAACGUCUUUGACCUGAUCAACCACAGCAUCAACGUGGUCUCCAAGGCGCGAGAAGUCCAUCAAUUCGGGGCAGACAACGAGACCGUGGACAUUGAGGCGACGACAAAGGACCUCAGGGAACUGACGGGCAAACUUCAGCAGAAUAAACCUCCGGACGAGAACGAGCAGCCACGGGCAUCACACGAUCCAGCCCUUGAAACCAUCUGCCAGGGCUGCAGGGACGUCGCACAGGAGCUUCUCGAGGCACUAUCCAAGGUGACGGUGGAAGGGAAGAGCAGCAAAUGGAAGAGCACGAGAAAGGCCCUCCGAAGUGUAUGGAGCAAAGAGAAGAUAUAUGCCAUUGAGAAGCGGCUGAACACGUAUCGAGACGAGAUCAACCUCCGGCUGAUUGCAGACCUUAGAGAACGAGUUGACCUUCUCGCCCUCCAGCAGCUAUGCCUCUCUGACCUCCAGCGCGACAACACCAAAAUCAUUGUCGACGCCAUGAUCAACGACCGGCACAUCCUGCAACGGGCACUCCAGUCACAAACCGCCGACACCAGAAAAGCCAUAGCAGAGGAGCAGGCCAAGACCAGCAUGGCCAUGGUAGGCGCCGUGCAGGCCGCGGGAAGCAACAGCCAAGAGGAGCAAAGGAUCAUCUUCCGGCAGAUCUUCGAGGUCAAAGGGGCCUUAGAGCAGCUCAAAAUCGAUAUCCGCAAAAAGGAUGAAGAGUUCAAGGAGACGGUGCUGGCCUACAUCGCCUCUCACAGCCCCAAGAAGCGAAAGGCGCUGAAGGAGAAGAGUAACCUCAUUUCUUCGGCUUUGGUGUCGCUAGAAACAAUAUAUCGAAGUUUGCAGGUCCUCCUUGCAAGUCUACAAGGCAGAGUCAAGUCUCUCCUUGCGCCACUCAACACCUGCCAGCUUUGGAACGCCGUACCAUUUCCCGCUCCUGCUUUUCCUCCUGGCACAGGGACCACACAGUCCUGCGAUACGGCGCGGAUGCUUUACUACGCCUACUACUACCUCAGUCUUGUACGCGGGGAUCUGGUGCGGACAGACAUCCACACCAUCUGGCCCCUGCAGUCGGAGAGAUACGACGAGCUGGUAUCCGACGGCGCGCCAAACAGGAUGUAUGCAGUCGAGGCGGCAGAGUGGCUGCAGCUGAAGGACAGUGGCCCAUUGAAUCCCUCCUCGGGCAUGUCUUGGACCUGGCGCAUUGACGGGCGGUUGCGCGAGCUAUCCCCUGGCUCUUUGGCGUAUAACUUUGUCUGGGGAAUGGCCGUGAUCGCAGCGACCAUAUCAGAAUGCAUCGACGACACGACUGAGCCUGAUCCCUCUUCGCCACGCCCCUCGCAAGGUGUCGAGGUGGAGGGCGACGUCCACCUCACCAUCUUUUCGCGCCUCUUUGACGAACGAUAUCGCACAUCCGAGCAAAAGUUCACGCACGCAUCUAUCUCGGCACCCCAUCUCCGCAAAGAUGUCAAAGUAUGGCAAUCCGUUGGAGAAAUGACCCAUCUCCGAUCCAAAAUCGCCGAAUGGCUGGACGAGGAAAUGGGCAUGUUCGCAAAGGAACGUCGGCUUACUCCCGGGCGGCGGCGAGUGAUUCUGGACAUGAAUGAGAUACAAGAGCUAAUCAACGUACUGAUCCUCCUGACGGACAGGCAACCCAAUCAGCACGGUAUCACGCUGUCUUCGGUCAAAGUGUGUGCCGUGACAAACGUUCUGGCACGGUGUGGAAUCAAUGUACCACUGAGAAAGGGCGGGAUCGUGCCCCUGAUUGCGCAUCCAGAUAGGUAUGCGGAAAUAUCGCUUUGA
Molecule: messenger RNA, 1833 nt
Organism: Fonsecaea nubica
Lineage: Eukaryota; Fungi; Ascomycota; Eurotiomycetes; Chaetothyriales; Herpotrichiellaceae
Exons: 3
Coding region: 1-1833 (610 amino acids)
Source: RefSeq, a predicted model, not a curated record